Messenger RNA from Odobenus rosmarus divergens (Pacific walrus), 3225 nucleotides. RefSeq names its product MKL/myocardin-like 2 (gene MRTFB). The coding region runs from base 130 to 3225 and encodes 1031 amino acids. The record is from RefSeq and is a predicted model, not a curated record. The transcript has 16 exons. Lineage: Eukaryota; Metazoa; Chordata; Mammalia; Carnivora; Odobenidae. Gene Ontology annotation, biological process: smooth muscle cell differentiation.
AGGCUCACAGUAAAGGUGCUAAGAAAGAGAAUGUAAGACAGGAAGAUAAUUAAAUAUUUUUACUGAGUCUCUUCGGCAGGCCACCUUUAAGAGAGGUCUCGGACGCCCGUCGCCAGUGGCUGGAGCACAAUGGAUCCCCCAGGGGCACUAGACGCUGAGGAUGAGCUGGGGCCGUUAGCCCAUCUUGCCCCAAGUCCUCAAAGUGAAGCUGUUGCCCACGAAUUCCAGGAGCUGUCCUUGCAGCCCAGCCAGCACCUGCCCCCUCUGAAUGAGAGGAAGAAUGUGCUCCAGCUGAGACUGCAGCAAAGGAGGACAAGGGAGCAACUGGUGGACCAGGGCAUCAUGCCACCUUUGAAGAGCCCAGCUGCAUUCCAUGAGCAGAUAAAAAGCUUGGAACGAGCCAGAACUGAAAACUUUUUGAAGCAUAAGAUUCGGAGCCGACCAGAUCGUUCUGAACUUGUCAGGAUGCACAUUUUAGAAGAGACAUUUGCAGAGCCGUCCUUGCAGGCCACUCAGAUGAAGCUGAAAAGAGCUCGACUAGCUGAUGAUCUGAAUGAAAAGAUUGCUCAAAGACCUGGUCCUAUGGAGCUGGUAGAGAAAAACAUCCUUCCUGUAGACUCCAGUGUUAAGGAAGCAAUUAUAGGCGUUGGGAAGGAGGACUAUCCUCAGACUCAGGGUGAUUUCUCAUUUGACGAAGACAGCAGUGAUGCCUUGUCUCCAGACCAGCCAGCCAGCCAGGAGUCACAGGGGUCAGCCGCGUCCCCAAGUGAGCCGAAAGUUAGCGAAUCUCCAUCUCCUGUGACUACAAACACUCCAGCCCAGUUUACUUCAGUGUCGCCAGCAGUUCCUGAAUUCUUGAAAACUCCUCCUACGGAUCAGCCCCCCACCAGGUCCACAGCUCCUGUCGUCCCCACGAACACUGUGUCCUCAGCAAAGCCUGGGCCAGCGCUGGUAAAGCAAAGCCAUCCCAAGAAUCCCAACGACAAACACCGCAGCAAGAAGUGCAAAGACCCCAAGCCCCGGGUAAAGAAGCUGAAGUACCACCAGUACAUCCCCCCCGACCAGAAAGGGGAGAAGAACGAGCCGCAGAUGGACUCCAACUACGCCCGGCUGCUGCAGCAGCAGCAGCUCUUCCUGCAGCUGCAGAUCCUGAGCCAGCAGCAGCAGCACUACAACUACCAGACCAUCCUGCCGGCGCCACUCAAGCCACUCAAUGACAAAAAUAACAACAGUGGGAAUUCAGCUCUGAACAGUACCACACCUAACACUCCAAGACAGAAUACAUCUGCUCCUGUGAGAAAGCCGGGACCUCUGCCUUCUAGCUUGGAUGACUUAAAGGUGUCAGAACUGAAGACAGAACUGAAGCUAAGGGGUCUUCCGGUGUCAGGCACCAAACCAGACCUCAUCGAGCGCCUGAAACCCUACCAGGAAAUGAACAGCAGUGGCAUCGCAGCGGGGGGCGUCCUGGCGGUGCCCGCGUCUGCCAUAGUCACCAGCAGCCCCGACGUCACCGUGGCCCUUCCCAUCACAACACUGCACAACCCCGUGACGAGCUCGGGCUCCUCCUUCAAGGCAGAAGCGCCGCUGGCGGGCCCCGGCACCGUCUCCCACGCCGAGACCGUCAGCUCCCCUCUGCCCAUCUCGCCAUCCCCCUCCGAACAGUCCAGUCUCGGGACCGAGGACACUCUCACCGAGAUUAUGACCAUGAUGUCGCCGGCGCAGUUCCUGUGCUCGUCCCCUCUGCGAGUCACGGGCCCUGACGACAGCCCGAGCCCCACCAGCAGCACGCUGUCGAGUCUGGAACUGGACGCGGCUGAGAAGGACCGCAAGCUGCAGGAGAAGGAGAAGCAGAUCGAGGAGCUCAAGAGGAAACUGGAACAAGAGCAGAAGCUCGUGGAAGUUCUGAAAAUGCAGCUCGAGGUGGAGAAGCGAGGGCAGCGGCAGCCUCCGCUGCUGGAAGCGCAGGUCAGCGCUUCGGCCAGCCCGGCAGCCAAGUUAGACCAGAAGCACGGCGGCGGCUCUGUCAAGGACGAGACCUCGCCCAGCGACUGCUCCGCCCCCAGGCAGCCAGGCCCGCCCUCCGGCCAGCCCCUGGCAACGGGGGGCCAGGCCCUGGCGGCCAAAAAGGCGGUGGUGAUCAAGCAGGAGGUCCCCGGGGCGCAGGCGGAGCCGCAGAGCGUGGUGCCGCAGUUUUACACUCCAGCACAAGCAGGAAUCCAGACUCAGCCUCAGACAGCAACUGCCACCCUGUCCUCAGGCUUAGCCCAGACUGUACCUCAGAAGCAAGACACUUUCACACCACAUGUGCUCAGUCAGUCUCAGCAAGUGAGAAAGGUCUUCACAACCUCGGCAUCGAACACCGUUCUCCCCUACCCAAGAGCACCCGCUCCAGCAGUCCAGCAGCCCUUUGUCAGUAAGACGCCCACCAGCGUUCUGCAGUCCAGAAGUGCCCCACGUGCCUCCCUGCAGAAUGGACCUACCACUUCCAGUAAGCCCGGCUCGCCCCCGCCACCCCAGCAGUGUGUCGUCCAGCACUCCCUGUUUGGGAGCCCAGUCCCCAAGACGAAAGACCCUCCCCGCUACGAGGAGGCCAUCAAGCAGACGCGCAGUGCCCAGUCCUCCCUUCCAGAGAUUUCCAAUGCACACAGCCAGCAGAUGGAUGACCUCUUUGAUAUCCUCAUUAAGAGUGGAGAGAUUUCCCUCCCUAUCAAAGAAGAGCCUUCACCUAUUUCCAAAAUGAGACCAGUGACAGCCAGCAUCACCACAAUGCCAGUCAACACAGUGGUGUCCCGGCCACCACCCCAAGUCCAGAUGGCACCACCCAUCUCCUUAGAACCCAUGAGCAGUUUAUCUGCCAGCUUAGAGAACCAGCUAGAAGCUUUCUUGGAUGGAACUUUACCUUCGGCCAACGAAAUUGCUCCACUACAAAGCAGCAGUGACGACAGGGAGCCCUUCUCUCUGAUCGAGGACCUCCAGAACGAUCUGCUGAGUCACUCGAGUGUGCUGGACCACUCACACUCCCCCAUGGAGACUUCGGAGGCCCAGUUUGCUGCCAGCACCCCAUGUCUGUCACUUGACCUUUCGGACUCAAACUUGGACAACAUGGAGUGGCUGGACAUUACCAUGCCUAACACGUCGGGACUCACUCCCCUCAGCACGCCCGCUCCCAGCAUGUUCUCCGCUGACUUUCUAGAUCCACAGGACCUGCCCUUGCCGUGGGACUAA